Branchiostoma floridae (Florida lancelet) is the source of this 2991-nucleotide messenger RNA. RefSeq names its product major facilitator superfamily domain-containing protein 6-like. Gene Ontology annotation, molecular function: transmembrane transporter activity. The transcript is spliced from 4 exons. The coding region runs from base 10 to 1716 and encodes 568 amino acids. The record is from RefSeq and is a predicted model, not a curated record. Gene Ontology annotation, cellular component: membrane. NCBI's taxonomy places the organism in Eukaryota, Metazoa, Chordata, Leptocardii, Amphioxiformes, Branchiostomatidae.
GCAGCCGACAUGACAUGCAUGGAUUCCGAAGAAAGUCCACACCGGCGCAUUCCUAUUCCAACAUGUGAGGUGAACCGGGGGCUUCUACCUGUCAAAGGCUUCUACUUUUUCUUCCAUUCAGCCAGCUCGUGCCUGUGGCCGUACAUCCCCGUGUACAUCAGACAUCUCGGCGUCCCUGCCUACCAGGCCGGCCUCAUCAGCGGGGCGCAGCCGUUCGCGGGCUUCCUCUUCAAACCCGUCCUGGGGUUUGUAGCAGACAGGCUCGGCAAACACAAGGAAGUUCUGCUCGCGUCUAUUUUCCUCUGCUUGACAUUUCUUUUCUGCUCCUACUUUGUUCCCCCAGUGCAGACGUCAACUAUACUACUGUCAAAUGAUGAGUACAACUGCACCCCUUACAGUAUUGAAACUACAGGCUUGCUUUCGACACUCACUAAUUCCUGUAUAUCAGGACAAAACAUGUCAGGUACCUUCGAUGUACCGUCAUGCAAUUCUAGUAUAAACGGAGCAAAUCAUUUAACCGCAGAUGAAGUCAAAGAACAGAUUUCUUGUCUAAGUGUCGUAGAACUGCCCAUAAAUUUGACUAGUCUGUACAUGUGUUGUCAUGGAAACGAAACCGCUACAGACUGUCCUGUCUGUCAAUGUACCGAGGAAACAUGUGAAGGCGACAGUGAGAUAGCCGUUGGAGGCUGGACUUUGACGUUCUGGUUUCUUUUCUUGCUGCUUGUUCCUGGUCUCUCUCUACACGCGUCAGUGCUAACCCAGUCUGAUGCCUACACGAUGCACUCGCUGGGUGAGGAGAAGACAGAAGGGUAUGGGCGACAGCGACUAUGGGGCUCCGUGGGCUGGGGGAUAUUUGCAACUGUUUCUGGUUUUUCUACUGACAUUCUAGGAGACGAAAGCGGUCAGUCUAACUAUGACUUCGCGUUCUACAGCUUUGCGGCGUUUGGCGCGGUGACCCUGUUGUUGGUCGGCUUCACCUUUAAAAGAUGGGACCAAUCCGAGCCAGAAAAUAUGGCACGUCACAUAAGGAAACUGAUCUGUAAAAAUAAUGUGAUUGUCUUUUUAUCGGUUUUGUUCGUUUUGGGGUCUUCGUUUGGCGUCUUGGAAACUUUCGCUUUCUGGUAUCUAAAAGACCUCGGAGGAAGCCAACUUCUGUUAGGUCUAUGUUUGACUGUUAAUUGUAUCGCAGAAGUGCCGUUUUUCUUCUUUUCGGGUAGACUUAUUGAGAAGAUCAGUCACAGAGGUGUUUUCUCAGUCUCUCUGUUCUGCUUUGCUCUGCGCUUCCUCUUCCUGUCGCUGCUGGUGAACCCGUGGUGGGCCAUCCCGGUGGAGGUUCUGCACGGCACCACGUACGGCGCCAUGUUUGCCGCCUCCACCACCUACGCCAGUCAGAUCGCCCCGCCGGGAAUGGAGGCCACGAUGCAGGGGGUCAUGGGGGCCGUCUUCAUGGGUGUGGGCUGGGCGUCUGGCUCUCUGAUAGGGGGCGCUCUUUUCGAGCAGUACGGAGGAGUGGUGCUGUUCCGUGUCUACGCAGGCGUGUGUCUCUUCACCUGUGUGGUGUACACUGGGGUGUCAAGGUUCAUUAAAGAAGACCAUCCCACGGACGACAAAGAGCUGGUUGAAGAUGCAGCACGUAAUCGAGGAGUGGAGAACCCUGCAGUUGACGUCGAUAGUACGCACGGAAGGUGUGACGUAGAGAGAGUGACGUCAGUGUAACGCGGAUGACAUCGUCACUGACAUCAUGUUCACAUCAGUUUGCGUCAUGCUACUUUAUCAGAAGCAAAGCUGACACAAAUCGCUUUGAAGCACAAACCCUCAUGGCCGUUCCCUUUUUGACAAAGCCUGCCCCGACGACAAAAGCAUUUAAAGAUAGGAUUCUGUAAUAACAUGCACGUGGAUUGAUAAGAUAAUGUGCACAAAUAUGGACGUAAGUUUCAUUCUUAAAAAAAGGGUACACCUGAUGAAACGUGUUCGCAUCCCUUCUAACAUCCAAUGUGGCUUCCACACAAGCUGUGUGCUUUGUUCGUCUAUGGCUAUGGUUUAAUCUAUAUGUUAUGCGUAUACACUAAAUGGGGUUGUUAACUCAUUGCGAUGGAUUUACAUUACAAAAAUCUAUUACCUUCUAUAAAACCAAAGACCAAACCUAUGAAAUACACGAAUUGCUAGCAUUGAUUGUGAUCUUAUGAUACAGAACAGAAAUUAAUAAAUAAAACCAAAAAGGAAACACAGAGGGUGUUGCAGCCAUACGAAUUAUUGUAAUGAAAAGACAGUGUGGUCACGCUAGGAAUUAACAUCAACAUCCUGUAAGUCCCUCCAACUUGUUACAUACAUGUACAUGACGUUCAAAGAUGAUACUUGGUACAAUUGCACAUUUACAUGCCUGCGAUGCAGACUUAUACAGAUGUUUGUGUCAGAUUAAAGCCUUUUAGACAUGCUAGUAGCCGCUGACAUCAAAUCAAUUAAAUUCUUGGCAAAAAAACUUUCUUAUCCAGGAUGUAUACUAAACGCGUGUUUCACAAACUACUAGUAUACGUGCAAAAACAUUUCAGCCCUAGGCCUACGUAUACAUUGGAUAAGAGUAAUGAUUAGGAUAAAUGUGAAAUAGCGUUAAAACACACGUGGAAAUGUAUAACUCUAUAUUACUAGUAUUAUGUUCAUGAUAAAAAUGAAUCAAAUAUUUUUUCCACGUAUGACUAAAGAUCAGUGUCCAUGCUCCCCAUUUUGUCGAAGUGUCUGGGAGUAGAUUGCAUACAAACGUUAACAUGUCUAUAAACAUGUUUCAUUUGAUUAACAAAUGAAAAGCACGCACCAGAAAAUUACAUUCUACAUGACGUGAAUGGUACCUUUCAUUAUGUUUGACAUGAAUGCUCUUUAUGGUUCUCUAUUAUAUUGUAGACUCUGUAGCUUCAGAUCUGUUCGUCAUGUAUCAUUGAAGAAUCUCCGUGUUCUGAUUUUGGUAAAUUUGAAGAAAAUUACUAUGUACAAAGACGU